AUGUGCCACGGGCAGCAGCAUGUCCUCGUUGCCAUUGCCCUCAUGGCUGCUUCCAUCCUCCAAGGCGUCUCCUCGACAGCAAUCACCACGGCCAAGUUGCCCGGAUAUGCAGUCACGACGGCUUAUGAUGUCCUCGCGCAGAACAAUUUGCCACGGGGGCUUUUUCCGCUCGGCAUACAGUCCUACGAGCUCAACGCUGGUGGAGCUUUCGAGGUGACCCUCCCCGGCGAGUGCAACUUCUUUGUCACGGUCGCUGAAAAGCCAAUCAAAUUUCGGUUUGAUAGCAGCGUCAGCGGCACCAUCAAAUCUGGAUCCCUCAGCCGCUUGUCCGGUGCGAAGAUUCUAGUGGAGUUUGCGUUGCGUGGGUUCAACCAGGUCAACCGCGCUGGUAACCUACUCAACUUUCACCUAGAGAAUUCCAUCAUCCGGUCAUUCCCUGCCAGUGCCUUUGCGCAAAGCGCAAAUUGCAGUGGCCUUGAACCUACGGCCUCUCUUCAUUUGUGA
This is a messenger RNA of Miscanthus lutarioriparius, 504 nucleotides long. The record is from the annotation of a GenBank genome assembly. NCBI's taxonomy places the organism in Eukaryota, Viridiplantae, Streptophyta, Magnoliopsida, Poales, Poaceae.